Columba livia (rock pigeon) is the source of this 3093-nucleotide messenger RNA. RefSeq names its product collectrin, amino acid transport regulator (gene CLTRN). Gene Ontology annotation, cellular component: plasma membrane; extracellular exosome. The coding region runs from base 174 to 854 and encodes 226 amino acids. NCBI's taxonomy places the organism in Eukaryota, Metazoa, Chordata, Aves, Columbiformes, Columbidae. The record is from RefSeq and is a predicted model, not a curated record. Gene Ontology annotation, biological process: positive regulation of amino acid transport. The transcript has 6 exons.
AGACAGUUGUUUCUAGUGCCUGUUUUAGCUAUAAUAAUGGGGGUUAAUUAUUAAACCUUUUACUUGGUUGCUCACUUGUGCUGCUGAUGCUUUAAUCCUGGGUCACAGAAAGUUUAAGAGUGCUUUACCGGGUAGACUCACUUCUUUUGCCUCAACCUUUCCAUACUGACAGGAUGUUACGGGUUUUGCUGCUUACUCUCUCUGUAGUUGCCAUUGUUCAUGCUGAGCUGUGCAAGCCAGAUGCACAGAAUGCUUUCAAAGUACGGCUUAGUAUCAAAACAGCUUUGGGAGACAAUGCAUAUGCCUGGGAUGCUAAUGAAGAAUACCUCUUCAAAGCAAUGGUGGCUUUUGCAAUGAGAAGGUAUUCCAGCAAGAGCACAACUCAAAUUUCCAAUGUGCUGGUCUGCAAUGUGACAGAUCGGGUGUCAUUUUGGUUUGUGGUCACAGAUUCUUCCAAAAACUUGACAACUGUUCCUGAAAGUGAGGUAGAGGCAGCCAUCAGGAUGAACCGGAACAGGAUCAACAACGCCUUCCUACUGAGUGACCAAACGCUGCAGUUCCUGAAGAUAACCUCAACCUUAUCACCUCCUGUUGAGCCCUCCACGCCUAUCUGGCUUAUUGUAUUUGGUGUUGUUCUUUGUCUCAUUGUGGCUGGAAUUCUUUUCCUUGUUGUUGCAGGGAUUCAGCAACGCAAGAAAAAGAAUAAAGACUCAACAGAGAGAGAAAAUUUAGAAGAAAAAAGUGAAGUGACAGUAACAGUAGAAAAUGGGAUUCCUUGUGAAACGCUGGAUUUAAAAGCAGGCCACAUUAAUGGAGUGUUUGCAGCAGAUGAUGAGCGGUUCACGUCCUUAUGAAAUGCUGCCAUUGCUAUGUGGUAGUUUUUUGGAAGACUCCUGUGCCUACCUUAUCUCGUCACUACUCCUGAAUGUCAAACAUGAAGACAAGAAAAAUGUUCUUUCACUUAAUUUCCCUCAAGAGAACCUUUUGCUGAUAACACAUACACUCAAACCUCCAUUACAAAACUUUUGUUCAUGAGCAAAGCAAAUGAGAAGAUGUCAAAUGAUAUCCAUUGAAGAUUUCCAGAAGAUGUGUGGCAGAACAGGGCUGAAACCUGCGUUGUGUCAGCUGUUUAAUUUUUAAUGAUUUUUUAUAUAUGCCUAUUGCUUGUUUUUCCCUGAUAUAAAUGUGAAAUUUCAUUAUUCCUGAAUGCCACUGGGGAGAUCAUCUAUCAUUGUCAAUUCUUGCUAGGCUUUAUUUCAAGCCAUAUGCAAAAGUGUCUCUGUAAAAUUACCUCUGUUUGCUGAUAUACAGUAUGCCUUUGCAUGGAAUAGUGAUUAGUGCAUGAAAGUUUCAGUUUAUUAAGGGGAAAAAAGCAAGCUUUCACAGUCUCUGUAAGAGCAGGUUAAAAAGCGGCUGGUCAUCUGUAGCUUUAGGACUAGCAAGGAUCUGGUACUAAAAAUGUUUUUCACUUAACAGUAAAAGUCACAGAUUACAUGACCUGGAAAUUAAAAGUGGCAAAAGUUUGAAAUAUGUUGAAAUUAAAAGUUGCAACAAAGGGCAGAUUUUCCAAAGGUGCAGUCUGUGAUUAGUGGCCCAGCUCUCAUUAAACCUAGGAGAGAAUUUCACAGCUCUCUGAAAAAAUCUUCCUGACAUUUUAAAAUAAUAAAACUAGAGCAGAUUUCCAAGACAUAGUGAACCCAGGGUCAACUGAACUCUUCAUGUGGCAGCUGGAUAGCUUUUGAAAAGAUUGUGUUUGAAACACCAGCUGCUGGGCUUGAUGGACCUGAGCCAGAUAAGAAUGUGCAGGCAGUGGUAAGUCAGCAGAGACCAUUCAAACCUGUGUGUAUUUCCUGUUUAUGUGGCUGGAAGUUCAGGGUACCAAAUGGUGCCAAACCCCAAACUGCAUUGUUGAAUUACUUUGAAAUCAGCGGUACAUACAGACUGUGCUAUCUGUACCCUAAUCCUGUUCCCAUUUAAAUCAGUGAUACAAUUCAUACUGAUUUCAGAAGAACUGGGCCCCAUUAAAGGGGCACUGUAUGUGUGGGUAUCUGAACACAGAGAAUGGAAGUGUGUUGAAGGCAACUAUGAUAUCAGCAGUCACCAAACAGCUGCCCAUGUCACUGAAGGCAGGAUUUGACCAUUAGCCAUCUUUUUUUCCAGUGUCAUGUUUGGAGGCAAUAUCAGAAAACCCAUUUACUUAUUUGGGUUAUUUCAUCAGACUCCUCACCAACAGGAACAGGGUCAAACAGGGUAAAAGCUGCUUGUAAAGGACCAUCCAGUGUCCUGAAGUGUUUCUUGUCUCCAAGGGUACAAAUCCUUCAGGAUUUUGGCUGUAUUGAGCACUUUUGACUGUCCAUUUGACUCAGCACUGCCUCUUGGGUGUGGGGUGAACAGAAGGGGAGGAAUGAGGAGGAGAUGGGGAAGCAGUGGGCUGAAGGGAGGAAGCUGAGUGGGGGAAGCCUAAGGCUUGGGGAGACGGGAGGAGAGAAGGGCUAAAUGCAAAAUAAAACUUUUGAACCCACUGAUCAUUUGCCUCAGUUGGUCUCAUCUGUCAUGGUUGUCUUUCAUGUCCUGAUGGUGAGUCCAUCUGGACAAGGGCUGUGUCUUCUUUGUAUCCCAGAAGGUGUGCUGCUCCAUUCUGGGAAAGGAUUAGUAAAGUCGGUUAUUAAUGACAAUAUCUCAGUGCUUCAAAAGUACCAUCCACAACAUGGAGAUAUAUUUCUCACCAGAAUGUCAAAGAUUAAGCUUACCAGUGCUUAAGAUCGUUUGGAGGGAAGAUCAGAGUUCAGUGUUAUUAUUGCUUUCUCAGUCAUUGCUCCAAGGUCUUUCACUCAGGCACAGUUUUACUGAGGUAAUUCACAUCCCAUCAUUUCUAUAUCUUCACACUUUUCACAUUCUUUGUAUGACAGAUAGCUACGCCGCAGUAUGAUCAUGGAUUGCUGUAACUGCAGCACCUCGGCAUUAACUGGUGAAAGAUUUCAGUGAGAACAGCUUGACAGUGCAAGAGCAACCUUGAGCCACCGAUCAAAAAUUUCUGUUGUCCUGUAUUGUACUAUAUGAUACCAAAAUAAAAUUCACGUGAUAUGAAAAAGG